This is a messenger RNA of Ceratina calcarata, 3684 nucleotides long. It is a transcript of the gene mor, whose product is annotated as SWI/SNF- related protein mor. Gene Ontology annotation, cellular component: synapse. Gene Ontology annotation, molecular function: protein binding. Gene Ontology annotation, biological process: cell projection morphogenesis. The transcript has 7 exons. NCBI's taxonomy places the organism in Eukaryota, Metazoa, Arthropoda, Insecta, Hymenoptera, Apidae. The record is from RefSeq and is a predicted model, not a curated record. The coding region runs from base 46 to 3102 and encodes 1018 amino acids.
CUCGUAACGUGUCUAACUAUUUUUUAAGCCGAUAUCCCGUGAAAGAUGCUCUCAUUCCAACCGAAGAAAGACGGUGGACCGAACGCGAAGUUCUUCGAAUCACAAGAAAUCCUGACGCAGCUCGACGGCGUUAAACAGUGGUUGUUGAAGAACUGCAAAAAGUACGUGCAAACGGAUCCUCCUACCAAUAAAAGCUUGGCUACAUUGAUAGUGCAAUUAUUACAAUUUCAAGAAGACAAUUUAGGCAAAAAUGUGUCGAAACCACCAAUGACACGGCUUCCUAUGAAAUGUUUCUUGGACUUUAAACCGGGUGGUGGCUUGUGUCAUAUCCUAGCUACGGCAUAUCGUUUCAAGCAAGAACAAGGAUGGCGUCGAUUCGAUUUUCCAGUUGGAAAGUCAGGAUCUCGUAUGGAUCGAACGAUGGAAAUGUUGAUGGCGGCUGAACGAGCCCUUGUACAAAACCGAUGUAUGACCAUACCGUGCAUAUACGUAAGAUCCGACGUAGAUAAAUCGACGGCUGGCAAGGUGAAGGAAGUUGUACGUCGGCAUCAGGGUACUAUUGCCGAAAACGAAGCGGAUGCAACGCACGUAAUUUAUCCAUCGGUGGAUCCUAUGGAGGAAGAAUAUGCGCGUCCUUGUAUGAGGCGAGAGAGGUCCGUCCUCCUGCAUUGGUACUAUUUCCCAGAUAGUUACGAUUCCUGGACCACGCUGGACCUUCCUUGGGACUUCCCGGAAGGCACGCUCGCGAAUGCGAACUCGAAACCUGUGUACAAAGUGUCGGCGACGUGGGCGUUGGAUUUAGAUCAGUACAACGAGUGGAUGAACGAAGAGGAUUACGAGAUAGACGAGAACGGUCAGAAGAAGAUACACAAAUACCGGCUCUCGGUGGAAGACCUGAUGGCGCAACCGUCCCAUCCUCCGCCUACAGCGAAGACCAAACCAAAAAGGAAACGAUCUCCCAGUCCGUCGCCGAAGCCGGGGAAACGUAAGAGCGCGAGGGCACCGUCGGGAAUCCAAAGUACUUCGUCCUCCUCGUCGCUGGCAACACCGAAGAAAUCGCGCGGCGGGGGAGAAGAAGAAGACGAUCUUACUCAAGGAAUGGAAGAUCCACCGGCGGAACCGCGGAUCGUAGAGGUAGUCGCGGCUCCUACGAAUCCACCGGUUACGGGCCAGGGCAACGUUCCAACGAGCGGUACCACUUUAACGACGACGGGUAGUAAGAAACAGGAUAACGAACUACAGCCGUUAAAAUCCGGUAACAUGGCAGAUUUAGAUGAACCGAUGGAAGAUAAGGGCAGUUCGCAGAGUACCCAAGACAGGGAGGAACGUGAUACAAGUAAAGAAAGAGGAGAAGGAAAUAAAGGCGACGAACCGGAAGACAACGUUACCGAGCAAACGCAUCAUAUCGUGGUUCCCAGUUAUUCUGCUUGGUUCGAUUAUAAUUCGAUUCAUACCAUCGAGAAGAGAGCUCUCUCGGAGUUCUUUAACGGUAAAAAUAAAUCGAAGACGCCUGAGAUCUAUCUCGCCUACAGAAACUUUAUGAUCGACACCUAUAGACUGAAUCCAACGGAGUAUAUCACAUCGACCGCUUGUAGACGUAAUCUGGCUGGCGAUGUGUGCGCAAUUAUGCGCGUGCACGCGUUCUUAGAACAGUGGGGACUCAUCAAUUACCAAGUAGACGCGGAGUCGAGGCCAACGCCAAUGGGACCUCCUCCGACAUCGCAUUUCCACGUGUUAUCGGAUACACCGUCGGGAUUAGCCCCGGUCAAUCCGAAUCCCCCGAAAACGCCGCAGCCUUCAGCCGCGAAAACGCUGCUCGAUCUGGAGAAGAAAUCAGCCACGGUGGGACCAGAGGAAAAGCCUUCCGUCGGUGGCAUGGCCAAUUUCGGAUUGAAGAUCGAUCAGUAUUCUAGGAAGCCGGCAGUCUUGAAAAAUAAACAAGCUGCCGGCGCUACUCGCGACUGGACCGAACAAGAAACGCUUUUACUGCUGGAGGGAUUGGAAUUGCACAAAGACGACUGGAACAAAGUCUGCGAGCACGUCGGCUCGAGAACACAGGACGAAUGUAUAUUGCAUUUCUUGCGGCUACCGAUAGAAGAUCCGUACUUGGAGGAAGGCGGGCCAGAAGGUUUAGGCCCGUUGGCUUACCAACCAAUACCGUUCUCCAAAGCUGGCAAUCCAGUUAUGAGCACCGUAGCAUUUUUAGCUUCCGUCGUUGAUCCCAGAGUCGCGGCAAGCGCUGCCAAAGCUGCUAUGGAAGAGUUUGCAGCGAUCAAAGAUCAAGUACCGGCGGCUUUACUGGAUCAGCAUUUAAGAAAUGUCCAAGCCAGCGCAAAUUCCGAUGGCAAAUUCGAUCCAGCUGCAGGAUUGGCACAAUCCGGCAUAGCUGGUACGGGACCACCCGAACCACCUGAUGACACGCCGGCACCCACGAGCACUGGUACUGCACCAACCACUUCGGCCACAUCUCCGCAGACAACAACUCCGAUAGAAACAAAGAAAGAGGAGCCAGAGAAGCCCAAAGAAUCGUCCGAAGUGGAUCAAAGUCAGAUGGAUAUUAGUAAGAAAGAAGAAGAAUUAAAAGAACCCGAAGAAGACGCUAAGUCGACCGCCGAUACUGAGAACAUUGAAGCGAAAGAAAAGAAGGAUAAGGUCGUUCGAGAUGCUCAACUUCAAUCGGCAGCUGCUGCGGCACUAGCGGCGGCCGCAGUCAAAGCUAAACACUUGGCGGCCGUGGAAGAGCGCAAGAUCAAAUCGUUGGUAGCUCUACUCGUGGAAACGCAAAUGAAGAAACUGGAGAUCAAAUUACGCCAUUUCGAGGAGCUAGAAACGACGAUGGAACGGGAACGAGAAGGUCUCGAGUAUCAACGGCAGCAGCUUAUCACCGAAAGGCAACAGUUCCAUUUGGAACAAUUGAAGGCCGCGGAAUUUCGAGCGAUGCAACAAGCGCGUCAACGUUUCGCGCAAGAGCAGCAGCAGCAGCAACAGAAUCAGCAUACUACGUGGCAGCCUGCCGCGCAACAGCAGCAACAACAGCAACCACCGAGUCCGCAACCACCUGCCCAACAACCAUCGUCGAACACUCCCCCACAGCAGGCAUAAACCUUCCCACAUGACAGACGGAUCCUUCGGCGCCUGUUUUGGAUUAAGCGUGCAUAACGACGACAUUAGAUGGAAAUGAUAGUGCUGAAGAAGCUGCUCCAUGUGCACGCGUCUAAUCUCUCCGCUGGCGCAGCAGUACAACAGGUUGGCAAGAUCGAGGGCGAGUGAACCAACCCGAGAUAGUUGAAAGUCAACUAAAUAGAUAUCCUGUAAAGCCGUAGCGUUAAGGGUAACUUAAGGUUUGUUCCGAUUAAAUUUGGAAUACUUUCUAUUUCUAUUCCCUGGACUGAUUCUAACCGAUGCCACAUCCGACCGACAUUCAUAUUCGUGUGUACCCGUUACUUCGUGAACGAAGUAAAAAAAACUAAGACAAAUAUUUUUACACUAUACUUAUGUCUGUGCUUCGAUUUUUUUUUAAGUAAUUUUAAUAAAUGGAGGUAUGUAUAUAUCCGUGUAUAGGAAUAGAAUUUAUAUGAGGUUCCCGAUUUUACAUCGACAAUGGAGAAGUAUAAUUUAUUUGUACGAACAAAUAUUAAGUGUAAGUGUGACGCUUAUUAAAAGCCGAAUGGAGCUACUUUGGUA